Cooperia oncophora is the source of this 972-nucleotide messenger RNA. The record is from the annotation of a GenBank genome assembly. Lineage: Eukaryota; Metazoa; Nematoda; Chromadorea; Rhabditida; Trichostrongylidae.
AUGCCACGACGUCAGCAUCAUGGUUUUCUCUACCUCAACCUGCUUUUCAUUGAGCGAGGACGACACGAGACAACGUGGACAGUGUUACGGAAAUUUGGAUAUGAAUCUAAUUUGAAACUUGGAGAGGACUAUCUUUAUCCAAGAAUCCAGGUCCCAGUUGGCUGCUCCACCGAACUGUCACCUGAGGGGAUUCAGUUUCUCUCUGCUUUGUUCGAAAAGCAUGACGAGGACAAAGAUCAGUGUUUGUCACCUUGCGAACUUGCUAAUCUCUUCAGUGUCUGUCCAACUGCAGCCCUCAGCAGAGAGAUACUGUCGGCUGUUGAGACUAAUCCUCGCGGGUGGAUCACUUAUGCUGGGUAUAUGGCGUAUUGGAACAUGACCACGUUGAUUAAUGUUUCGCAAACGAUGGAGCAGUUGGCGUACUUGGGAUUUGCUGUUGGUCGUAGCACUCAGACUCGUGCUGGAUCUUCCUUGGAUGCUAUCAAGAUCACACGUGAGCGCAAGAUUGACCUCACUGAGCGUGGUACGACGCGACGGGUGUUUCAAUGUCUAGUUGUUGGGGCAAAGGAUACUGGAAAGAGUGUCUUCAUGCAGUCAUUAGUUGGUCGCGGAUUGCUGGAUGCAAUGCACACAGGUCGAAGGCAUUAUCCGUAUGUAAUCAAUCGAGUUAAGGUAAAAGAGGAGAGCAAGUAUUUGCUGCUACGAGAGGUCGAUGUGCUCUCUCCACAAGAUGUGCUAAGUGGCGCAGAGACGACUGCCGAUGUGGUAGCAUUCCUCUAUGACAUCAGUAAUCCUGAAUCUUUCUUCGUUUUCACGAGAACACCAUGUGUCAUCAUAGCGACAAAGGUGGAACGCGAGGAAGUAGAGCAGCGAUGGGAGGUGUCGCCAGAGGAAUUCUGUAGACAAUUCGAACUACCACGUCCUAUCAAAUUCACAAAUAGCCAGGUAUGUGGAACUCCUAUCAGCGAAUGA